This is a messenger RNA of Spodoptera exigua (beet armyworm), 1197 nucleotides long. NCBI's taxonomy places the organism in Eukaryota, Metazoa, Arthropoda, Insecta, Lepidoptera, Noctuidae. The record is from the annotation of a GenBank genome assembly.
ACACGUCAAAGUGAGAAUCUUUCUGUGAUUGGGGAAUUUAACAAAAAAUAAGCAAAUUGUGGCGAAAAUGAGCUGAAGCAAUGUAAUUAGUUGCGUAAUAUCUUUGAAAAUAUAUUGUAAAAUUGCACAAAAUAAAAAUAAACAAAAAUGGACUUCUUUUCGGAAAUAAUCGGCGAAACAGUGAUCCUUGGUAUUGAUACCCUGAUUUUGGGCUUUUGUGUGAAACAGCUGAGUAAAUGUAAACAUAUCCUAAAUGCCUUACAGACAGCACCAGUUCUAGAUAUAGAUUCAACAUUGAACAAGGAAAUAAACAAAUACUCUAACAACACUAUUCCUUAUGUGGUGAUCAGAGGACUAGUUAAGCCCCUAGGCAACCCUAUCACCAGCAACUAUAACAACUCAGUUACUGGUGUCGUGCAAAGGCUUACAAUCAAAGAGCAUGUGAUAGCCAGAACAUCUGCAGGUUUCUGGUCAGACCAGACACGCACAAUACAUGAGGUGUGCAACUCCACACCUUUUGUCCUUAGCAAUGGGAAGUACAGCAUUGAGGUGGUGGAUGCACUGGCGGCUGAGUUACUUGAUAUGGAUGUCAUCUCCGACAAGUUUGAACCAAUGUCGCCUGGUGUCAUUGACCAUGUGUGGGGUUUCUUCUCUGGCGUACGACAGCGUGGCCUACAGACCAUGGAGGAGAUGCUUCGUGAUGGAUCUUACAUCACGGCCAUAGGAGAACUUAGCAGAAGUAACUCAGGGGAGAUGAAGAUCCAGCCACCAAAAGAUGGCCUCCCCUUGUAUCUGACUACAGCUACAAAGUCAAGCUUAUUGAAACGACUAGCUAGUUCGCGCGACUUUUUAAGGGUACUGCUAGUAAUCUUCGGUACGGUAGCGGCAGCGGCAUCGUGUCGUGUGGCGUACAAAUACAUGAAGCGUCGCCGGCGCCGCGCGCUCGAAGAUUCCAUGAAGAAACAGCUUGCUGCCGGACGACGCGAGCGGAGGGCGCACGCACGGGAAAAGAACCUUGCUGAUGUACAACUUUGUGUAGUCUGCACAGAAAACCCUAAAGAGAUCAUUUUACUUCCAUGUGGUCAUGUAUGUCUCUGUGAGGACUGCUCUGACAACAUCACAGACCACUGCCCCAUUUGUCGAGAAAGGAUAGAGUCCAGAGCACCCGCCUUCAUUACAUAGAGACAGUUUAUGAAU